AUGGACAAUGUCACAAAUGUCUCCUACAUAGUGACACUACAAGGGUUCAACGUGCCACAAGAGAGAGCUUUUACGGCUUUUCUGUUGGCCAUUUUGGGCUACAUGAUAAUAGCUUUCUGCAACCUGCUCCUGCUCCUCUCUGUCUUUCUCAACAGGGCUCUGCACCAGCCCAUGUACAUUCUCCUGAUAAACCUGCCCAUCAACGACCUCAUCGGCUCCUCUGCCUUAUUCUGUCAGCUCUUCAGGGUGUGUUUCACCCGCUCCAAGGUCAUCGAGUUCCCCGCCUGCGUCACCCAAGCCUUUUUCAUCCACAUCUACGCCACUGGCGCGGGGUUUACGCUGGCCAUGAUGGCUUACGAUCGAUACAUCGCCAUAUGCAAACCCCUACAGUACGCCUCCAUCAUGACAAAUGCUCAUCUGAUGAGUCUGAUUGCCCUCGUGUGGGGCUUUAGCGUGCUAAUCAUUGGUGUUCUUUUCAUCCUACUCCUGAGGUUACCUCGUUGUAGGAACAAUGUCACUCACACAUACUGUGACAACCCGUCACUUCUGAAGCUGAUGUGUGGAGACACAACGAUUAAUAACAUCUACGGUCUGAUUGCAACUUUUACGCAGCCGCUCAUUGUGGCCGUCAUUCUGUACACUUACCUGCAAAUCCUGAUCACUUGCUUUCGCAGCAAGAGCACAGACACCAGGGCCAAAGCCAUGCAAACGUGUGCUACUCACCUAGUUGUUUUCCUGCUGUUUGAGUGUCUUGGGCUGUUCACUAUCAUCUCGUACAGGUUGAAACAUCUUUCUACUCUUCUGACAAACUUUAUCUGUGCUUCUGCGUUAAUAUUCCCUCCCACCCUGAACCCUAUUAUUUAUGGAAUCAACUCAAAAGAAAUCAGAAACAGAUUCAUCAAGAGUUUUAAGAAACAUGUUUUGCCAAAGUGA
Engraulis encrasicolus (European anchovy) is the source of this 933-nucleotide messenger RNA. Its product is annotated as olfactory receptor 52E4-like. Gene Ontology annotation, cellular component: membrane. Lineage: Eukaryota; Metazoa; Chordata; Actinopteri; Clupeiformes; Engraulidae. The transcript has a single exon. The coding region runs from base 1 to 933 and encodes 310 amino acids. Gene Ontology annotation, biological process: detection of chemical stimulus involved in sensory perception of smell; G protein-coupled receptor signaling pathway. Gene Ontology annotation, molecular function: G protein-coupled receptor activity; olfactory receptor activity; odorant binding. The record is from RefSeq and is a predicted model, not a curated record.